Coregonus clupeaformis (lake whitefish) is the source of this 3525-nucleotide messenger RNA. It is a transcript of the gene hsf1, whose product is annotated as heat shock transcription factor 1. Lineage: Eukaryota; Metazoa; Chordata; Actinopteri; Salmoniformes; Salmonidae. The record is from RefSeq and is a predicted model, not a curated record. The transcript has 14 exons. Gene Ontology annotation, molecular function: DNA-binding transcription factor activity; sequence-specific DNA binding. Gene Ontology annotation, biological process: regulation of DNA-templated transcription. Bases 274 to 1887 code for a protein of 537 amino acids.
ACCACCAUGCGCCUGUGCAAUGGCCUUUCUCUACGCAGUUGUUUAGAUAUGUCCAUUUGAUGGAAACUUCCACUCGUAAUAGUUUCUCAAUUAGCUAAAAGUCUUCGAAAUAUUUUCGUUUAGGUUAAGAUAAGGAGCAUUGACAAUCGAAAUUGCAUAGUUGUUACAGCAAGGAUUGCGCUGUGUUUUGGAUUUGCUUUUCUCUGGAGUUCUCCCCCCCUGUUUUGGGUUAUUUUGGGAGUUUAUCAACUUUUAAAGCAAUUCUUGUCGAUAAUGGAGUUCCACGGUGGUGGGUCUGUUGGGGUCGUGGUCAGUGGCAAUAACGUCCCUGCAUUUCUCACAAAACUUUGGACUCUUGUUGAGGAUCCUGACACCGAUCCUCUGAUCUGCUGGAGCCCAAAUGGCAACAGCUUCCAUGUGUUUGAUCAGUGCCGAUUCUCCAAGGAGGUGCUUCCCAAGUAUUUUAAACACAAUAACAUGGCCAGCUUUGUGCGCCAGCUCAAUAUGUACGGCUUCCGCAAAGUAGUCCACAUUGAGCAGGGCGGCCUGGUGAAGCCUGAGAAGGACGACACUGAAUUCCAGCAUCCCUACUUCAUCCGCGGCCAAGAGCAUCUGCUGGAAAAUAUUAAACGGAAAGUUAACAAUGUGUCCAAUGUUAAACAUGAUGAGCUUAAGAUGAGCUCAGACGAUGUCUCAAAAAUUCUGACCAACGUUCAGCACAUAAAGGGCAAGCAGGAGACCAUAGACUCCAAAAUCAUCGCCAUGAAGCAUGAGAAUGAAGCUCUGUGGAGGGAGGUGGCCAGCCUCAGACAGAAACACGCCCAGCAACAGAAAGUCGUCAACAAGCUCAUCCAGUUCCUAGUGACCCUGGUGCAGUCCAACAGAGUCCUGGGGAUGAAGAGAAAGAUUCCCCUGAUGCUGAAUGACAGCAGCUCCGCCCACUCCUUGCCCAAGUUCAGCAGGCAGUACUCUCUGGAACACCUUCAGGCCUCGCUGCAGGGCUCGCCUGCUAUCUCUGCCUCGGGCGCACCAUUCACCAGUACCGGUCUCUUCACGGCGGAGCCGUCUCUUAACAACGGCCCCAUAAUCUCUGACGUCACCGACCUGGCACAGGCCAGCCCUGUGGAGGUCACCAAUGAGUGGAUAGAGGAAAGCACGAGCCCAUUGGUUCACAUAAAGGAGGAGCCGUCCAGUCCUGUGUUGGAGGAGGUGUGUCUGGCCGAGGCUGUAAUCGGGGGGGCAGGAGUCCAGGUAGACACGCCCCUGUCCCCCAUCACCUUCAUCAACUCCAUCCUGCAGGAGAGCAAUGAGCCUAACGCGCCCCCCGCCCCAGCGACCCCUACGGAGCAGAAGUGUCUCAGCCUCGCCUGUCUAGACAAUUCUACACAGAUGUCAGAGGUCUCUCGCCUCUUCCCCAGCCCCUCCUCAUCUCUACACCUCAGACCUCACCCAGGGAGUGAGCUGAGUGACCAUUUGGACAGCAUCGACAAUGGCCUGGAAAACCUCCAGACUAUCCUAAACGCGCAGUCCAUCAAUUUCGAGUCCUCACCCCUCUUUGAAUUCUUCAGUUCUUCCCUGCCUGGCUCUGAAUUCGACCUGGAGAGCCUUGACUUUAUCCAGGACUUGCUUUCAUCAGAUCCACCCAAAGGGGCUGAGAGAAGUGACAACUACACAGCAGGGAAGCAGCUGGUCCAGUACACCUCCCAGCCAAUGCUACUGACUGACCCAUUGACCAAUGAGAACGGCGGAGCGGACCUCCCCACUCUGCUGGAGCAGGAGGGGGACUCGUAUUUCACCCAGGACCAGGACCCUGAAGAGGACCCUUCCAUCUCGCUCCUCACUACCGACUACCACACAGCAGCACCAGACGAGCCCAAACUAUCCUAAAGCACAUUUUUUAAAUAAAGGGAUGUAAUUGCAGUGUUUUUGUUUUUUUGUCAUUAUGUUCAUGUGCAGAUGAUGAAAAAUCAACCUUGUUAAAACAUGUAUUAUUAUAGUGUUCAUUAUUCUCUGAGCUAUUGAUUUUCAUUCAUUUUAAGGCUUAAACUACUUAGUGAAAGAAUUUUGCUUAGAUGAAUCAAACCAAAUGUUCGACCUACGCUACUGGCCUGGUUUGUUCAGCUCAUGGAAAGGACUUCCUGGGUUGAAUUAUCUGUGAUCUUAUUGGCGGACAUAAAUAAAGCUCAAUCAUAAUCAUUACUAGGUCAAGUUUUAAGCAUUGUUCACCAAGUUCCUUUAACUGUUAAAAGUGGAAGUAUGCAGAAUAAUUUUUUUGUUAUACCAAGGGUAAAAAUCCAGUACAUUUUCAAAUGUGUGUGCGUGUACACGUGCUUGCGUGGUCCACUAGACUCCACCUGAAUCAUUUCUCUCUUGUCUUUUAGACUCACUAUCCAAGGGAUGUGGCUUGGUUGAUAUAGGGAUAGUACCUUAAUCAUCAUUUUUUUAAGUGUUUGAAUCUUUGUGCUGCACCAAUAUGUUGUUUUAUUCACAGAUGCAGAAAGUGUUUUCUUUGACAUUUUCCUUUGCAUAAUUCAUAAUGGUGUGCUGUUGGUAUUUCAGCACCUUAUAGUUAUACUUUCAUAUAUAAGAUUAUGUUCCAUUGUAUUACUUGUUGUUUAAAGAACCAUACAUUAAUUUAUUUUAGACAGUUCUCCAAAACACCAAAUACUACUUACUCUAGCCCUCAGAAGUGUCAAUGUUCACAUGCAUAUAGUCUGUUGGACGACAAAAUCAUAUUGAUUUUUUAAAAUAAUAUAAUGCUACAUUGAGUAUUGACUAUUAAUUCAUAUUUUUUUCUUGAAGACUAGAUGACCGACUGUCAAUAAAAUAUUACACGUCAGACGUCUGAAUGGCAUUGAGUUUUCUAGUGGAUAACCCAUCUGCCUUUGUUCACAGUAAGCAUUCAUGUCUUGAAAUCAAAUCUAACUUAUUUGGUUUAGAUUUCUUGAAACCAAAUCCACUGAUUUAAGACUGGCCCUUUGUACAAGUGUACAAUAGACUGCUUUUAAGAUGCUUUCUGUAUAUGACAAGAGAUUGAAAUAAUAUCCCUGGGUUAAUCCUUCUAUACCAGCCAGCACAUCCCAUUAUGUGGAUUGCUUUUUGGGAUGGAGAUUAUUUUAAUUUAAAGCAGGAUUCCAUGUAUAUCCUCCAAUGUCUUAUCAAUCAUAUGCUCUUCAUUUCUUAUCUGAAAGCCUGUUUCCCUCGAUCGUUCUUAUUUUAUAGUCAAGUCCUUGUCUAGGAAAACAAAUAAAUCAUUGAAUCUUGGUUCAAGUGUGAGGAACUUUGUGAAUUUACACAUUCUUCCCCCAGAGGUUGUUUUGAGUUUGUUCAAACUGUUUUUAUUUUUAUUAACUCCUCUUAAGGGGGAAGUAUUGGAGUGUAUUGAUGUGCUGAAUUGUACAUUGUUAAGCACUUUUACCAGUUCCACCAUAACACAAUGGCACAGCCUGAGAAACCCAAAUUACGCAUGAGUACAAUAUUUUGUGUAUGGUAUGUUUUAAAUAAACAUGGUUGUUUUGAAAUAAA